Messenger RNA from Serpula lacrymans var. lacrymans S7.9, 1275 nucleotides. RefSeq lists its product as uncharacterized. Bases 1 to 1275 code for a protein of 424 amino acids. The record is from RefSeq and is a predicted model, not a curated record. Gene Ontology annotation, biological process: isocitrate metabolic process. Lineage: Eukaryota; Fungi; Basidiomycota; Agaricomycetes; Boletales; Serpulaceae. The transcript has 10 exons. Gene Ontology annotation, molecular function: magnesium ion binding; NAD binding; isocitrate dehydrogenase (NADP+) activity. Gene Ontology annotation, cellular component: mitochondrion.
AUGUUGACCCAUGCAAACACAGAAACCGCAAAGAUCGUCGUGUCAAAGCCAGUGGUAGAGCUCGAUGGAGACGAGAUGACCAGAAUCAUAUGGAAGAAGAUCCGAGAGGAGCUCAUCUUGCCAUAUCUACAACUGGACAUCAAAUACUACGAUCUGGGGCUGGAAUACCGAGAUCAGACAAACGAUCGAGUCACCGUAGAGGCGGCUAACGCAAUUCUAGAGCACAAAGUUGGCAUCAAGUGUGCUACUAUCACUCCCGAUGAGGCCCGAGUAGAAGAGUUCAAGCUCAAGGAGAUGUGGAGGAGUCCAAAUGGCACAAUUCGCAAUAUCCUCGGCGGCACUGUUUUCCGUGAGCCUAUCAUUCUGCAACGGAUUCCCAAGCCUGUUCCCGGAUGGAUAAACCCCAUCGUUAUCGGACGACACGCUUUCGGUGACCAGUAUCGUUCUACAGACUUUGUUGCACCAGGACCUGGAAAACUCCAGCUUGUCUACUCGCCAGCAGAUGGCAGCCCAAAGACUACCAUGGAUGUCUAUGAUUUCAAAGGAAAGGGUGUGGCGAUGAGCAUGUACAACACUGAUGAGUCUAUCACUGGAUUUGCGCACUCUUCCUUCAAGAUGGCAUUGCUGAAGAAGAUGCCUUUGUUCAUGUCAACGAAGAACACCAUUCUCAAGAAGUACGACGGUCGGUUCAAGGAUAUUUUCCAGGAGAUCUACGAGGCCCAAUACAAAUCUUUGUUUGAGAAAGCCGGCAUCUACUAUGAGCACCGUCUCAUCGACGACAUGGUUGCACAAGCCAUCAAGUCAUCAGGCGGAUUCGUCUGGGCAACGAAGAACUACGAUGGUGACGUCCAGAGCGAUAUCCUCGCACAAGGUUUCGGCAGUCUCGGAAUGAUGACCAGCGAGCUGAUCACUCCUGACGGAGAAGUCGUGGAGAGUGAAGCUGCACACGGUACGGUCACGCGACACUACCGCGAGUACCAGAAGGGCAACGAGACGUCCACCAACCCCGUCGCUUCCAUCUUUGCUUGGACACGCGGUCUGCUGCACCGUGCGAAGCUCGACGGGAACGAACCUCUGCGCGCGUUCUGCGUCGACCUCGAGAAGGCAUGUGUGGAGGUGAUCGAUGAGGAUGGCGUGAUGACGAAGGACUUGGCGCUUGCCAUCUAUGGGAAGGGAAUGAAGAGGGAACAUUGGGUGAUCACGGAUGUGUACAUGGAUGCUGUCAACGCUAAGCUGCAGAAGAAGAUUGCAGCGCGCACAUCUGCCAAACUAUAA